Molecule: messenger RNA, 2208 nt
Organism: Castor canadensis (American beaver)
Lineage: Eukaryota; Metazoa; Chordata; Mammalia; Rodentia; Castoridae
Source: RefSeq, a predicted model, not a curated record
AGUGAUAUCACCAGUGAUUUGAGCACCACAAUUAUUCGAGCCAGUAUAGCUCCAUCAGAAGAACGGGCUGUGGAAAAGCUGAGAGAAAAAGUUCCUGUUCAGAGUACAGUAAAAGGAAUAUUACCACAUAUUGUACAAAACAGGUCUGAUGUGGAAAGGGUGACUGAAACCACUUCUCUGAGUAGCAGACCUGAAGACAGAGAAACUAAUUUUGUAUCAAGUCAAGAUGCUUCCUUCAAAAGUGGAGAGCCCUUGGAAACCAGUGAGGAAGGUUUGAUAUCAAACCCCAGUGAAAUGGACCAGAUUGAUCUGGCUGUCCUUAGCAAGCCAGGUCUGAGCCAUCAGACUGAGUCGGCCGUACGACCCCUUGCUGGGUUGAGCCAGAAGUCUGUGAAUGCAGGUCAGAGAAUAACUUCUAAAGUUAUAUCAAUUGCCAGUGAUGAGUCCAGUGGCCAGAGUACUAAUUGGAGCACUUCAGGAAACCAAUACAACUCUGCUCCCUGCCUCACUGAUCUUGGUUCUGCUGCGGAGAUGCAGAACGUGCCUGCUGCACAUCCUGUCCUCUGGACAGGACAUUCUCUCAACACAGCUCCUGUGGCCCAGCAGUAUUUGGGGACACUCCCUUCAGCUGGGAAUGUUACCUUGCCUCAGUGCCAUGUGGGCAUUACCUCAGUCUGCAGGUUCUCAGGAUGCUCUGCUUAUCCCACUGCCUCAGGAGAGCAUGUGACUAUGGGGGUUUGUUUAGGACCAAAUCUUGCCUCUGGAUUGAUGGGUCCCUCUUCCCUUUAUAACCCAUGUUCUAAUGCCUUACAUCCUCAUCUGCUAAAUACAGCAAAAUCUUUUCCUGUGCACCCUGUUGGUGCAAACUGUGGAAUUGAACCAUGGGAUUCAGGAGUGGUGUCAGGAUUUGGGAAUGUCAGAGUGCCUGAGGAGUUGAAGUUUCCUCAUGCUUGCUGUGUUGGUAUUGCUUCCCAGACCCAUCUUAGCAUACUCAAUCCAACUGACCGUUGGCUACAAGUUACCAUUGGGGUUCUCAGUGUUAGUGUUAAUGGAGAGAAGGUGGAUCUUUCAACAUAUCCUUGUUUAGUUUUCAAGAAUAAAGUCAUCGUAAGACCUCAUGCCACGGAAGAGAUAAAAGUACUUUUUAUACCAUCUAAUCCUGGGAUUUUCAGAUGUAUAUUCAGUGUUGCUUCUUGGCCAUUUUCGGCAGAUGCUGAAACAAUAGCACAAGCAGAAGCUUUGGGAAGCAGAGUCAUUCUCACUGCUAUUGCCGAGGCCCCUGAUAUUGAGGUAGAAACAGAAAAGAAAAGCAUUCUUGAUUUUGGUGACUUGACAUAUGGAGGCUGGAAGGCUCUCCCAUUAAAGGUGAUAAAUAGAACACAUGCUCCUGUACCUCUCAGGAUGAUUAUUAAUGCUAAUGCCUUAGCCUGGCGCUGCUUCACAUUUUCCAAGGAACCCCUCCAUGCUUCUCUGAAAGCUGCUUCUUAUGCUGAUGUGAUUGCUCAGUUUGCGGCCCCAUCUGUGAUCAGUCAUAUGAUGCCUGCCAGUAAUGAUGGGCAGGAUCCAGAAUUUCUGAUAAUUUGGGUUCUUUUCCAUAGUCCAAAGAAACUAAUCGCUUCUUCAGAGAUUCUAGACUCAGCAGAAGAAUUCUUGGCAAGAGUUGAUAUAGAAGUUGACAGCCCAAACUCUACACCAGUUCUUGGAAGUGUAGGUCUCCGAGCAAGAGCAGGAAUAGCUAGGAUUCAUGCUCCCAAGGACUUACAGACUGUGCAUUUAUUGACCACUGUGAAUUCUUCAGCAAAGCAGCACUUGCCUUUGAAAAAUGCUGGGAAUAUUGAAGUUUGUUUAGAUAUCAAGGUUGCAGAACAAGGAAGUCACUUUUCUGUGGAUCCAAAUAAUCUACACCUUAAACCUGAAGAAGAACAUGAAGUUAUAGUUUCAUUUACACCAAAGGAUCCCAAAGCCUCUGAGGAAAGGUAAUAUGAAAGUAUUUAUGAAAAGUCUUACUCAUCUCUCAGAAUAGCCACUAGCUUAGAUAUGAAUGCAGAAGUGCAUAUUUUAUCUCACCUAAUACAUAGUAUAGCUUGGCUUACCCUCUUUCAUUUGCCCUCAAAUUAUCUUUGUUACUGAAAAUCUUCUUUUAAGCCAGCUGAAUAGAAAUUAUAAAAGUCACUAUUUUCAAGUAUAUUCUGAGAAAAGUAAAAUAAA